UGGGGAGGGGGUACCCGAACUCUUGGAAAAGUCCCCAGGCGGCGGGGGGAUCAGGACUCGCUGUCAGGCCGAUGUGUCCCAGAGCGCAGAGACCGCGGGAGCCGGUUUAAACGCUGUACCUCGGGGAACAGAACCGUGAAGGCUAAUUAGGACAAGUCGGAACAGGGAACGGGGGCGCGGGGAGGAGAGCGCGCUAAGGUGUCGGGGCGAUCGCAGGAAACUCAGGCGCCGGGCGGUCGGACCUAGGGCGACUUCUGCCCACUGUCCUGAGUGAUUCUGUGCCCGGCCCACGGCAGUGCUAGGGGCGCGCGCAGGGGCAAUCCCACACAAACUUGGUGACCGGGUGCCGGGGAAGGAUCGGACGUGCAAGAGGCGGACACUCUGUGUGUGUGUGUCCACGUGUGCAAAGUCGGGGAGGGGAGGGGGCACAGAGAGUGUGACACAGACUUCGUGUCUGCGUGUGGGUCUCGCUCUAGCCCGGAGCAGCGAACUGUGGCCCGCGUGUGUCUCACGGGAGAGCCAGGACCAAGGUGACAAAGACUAGGAGUCCGCCACGGAGAGACGCACCAAGGUGGCCCCCGCGCGUGUCUGCGUGCGCGCACUGGGACGUGCGGAGAGGGAGAGCCCGCCCGCGAGGUGUGCUGGGCGGCACCCCAAACCGCUUUCCAGAGAGAAAGCCGAGUCCAGAAAGUGAGUGCGCGUGAGUGUGCGCGCGCCCGCGUGCGGGGGCGUGGCAGUAAACAGCAACAACCCACAAGCCAGCUUGGCCAGAAACUCCGAUCUCCCUCCGAAGCCGGAAAGUGCGACUCGUCCGCAGCCCGGAGCUGGGAAGAGGUCCCUCUUGUUCCUGGAGCAGCUUCCUCUCCCCAGAGGGACCCAGCUGGAGGCUGGCCUGGGAGCCGGGAUGGCCGUCCACAAAGCCUUGCUGAUGUGCCUGGGACUCCCUCUCUUCCUGUUCUCCACCGCCCACGCCCAGAGCCAUGCCCCACCCGGCUGCAGCCCGGACCUCAACCCCCUCUAUUACAACCUGUGUGACCGCUCGGAGGCCUGGGGCAUCGUCUUGGAGGCAGUGGCGGGGGCUGGCAUCAUCACCGCCUUUGUCCUCACCAUCAUCCUUGUGGCCAGCCUCCCGUUUGUGCAGGACACCAAGAAGCGGAGCCUGCUAGGGACCCAGGUGUUCUUCCUUCUGGGGACCCUGGGCCUCUUCUGCCUCGUCUUUGCCUGCGUGGUGAAGCCUGACUUCUCCACCUGUGCCUCUCGGCGCUUCCUCUUUGGGGUCCUGUUCGCCAUCUGCUUCUCCUGCCUGGUGGCCCACGUCUUUGCCCUCAACUUCCUGGUCCGGAAGAACCACGGGCCCCGGGGCUGGGUGACCUUUACCGUGGCCCUGCUGCUGAGCCUCGUGGAGGUGAUCAUUAACACGGAGUGGCUGAUCAUCACACUGGUGCGGGGCGGGGGCGGUGAGGCUGGCCCUCCGGGCAACGGCAGCGCCAGCGGGGCCACCGCCUCCCCCUGCGCCAUCGCCAACAUGGACUUUGUCAUGGCACUCAUCUAUGUCAUGCUGCUGCUGCUGUGUGCCUUCGCGGGGGCCUGGCCCGCCCUGUGCGGCCGCUUCAAGCGCUGGCGGAAGCAUGGGGUCUUCAUGCUGCUGACCACGGCCACCUCCAUCGCCAUCUGGGUGGCGUGGAUUGUCAUGUACACCUAUGGCAACCGGCAGCACCACAGCCCCUCGUGGGACGACCCCACGCUGGCCAUCGCCCUCGCCGCCAACGCCUGGGUCUUCGUCCUCUUCUAUGUCAUCCCUGAGGUCUCCCAGGUGACCAAGGCCAGCCCGGAGCAAAGCUACCAGGGGGACCUGUACCCGACCCGGGGCGUGGGCUAUGAGGCCAUCCUGAAGGAGCAGAAGGGCCAGAGCAUGUUUGUGGAAAACAAAGCAUUUUCCAUGGACGAGCCGGCCUCAGGUAAGAGACCAGUGUCACCGUACAGCGGGUACAACGGGCAGCUGCUGACCAGCGUCUACCAGCCCACUGAGAUGACUCUGAUGCACAAAGCCCCGUCUGAAGGAGCUUACGACGUCAUCCUCCCUCGGGCCACUGCCAACAGCCAGGUGAUGGGCAGUGCCAACUCCACGCUGCGGGCCGAGGACAUAUACGCGGCCCAGAGCCUCCAGGAGGCCACGCUGCCGAAGGAAGGCAAGAACUCUCAGGCUCAGUCCCCGCAGAAUAACACGAGAUGGUAGACGCCCACUUUCCUGGACCGCACAUCGUCCUGAUGUCCUCAUUCCUGUGUCCAGGCUGGGCAGGGCCCUUGUCAUUGGAGCUGGGAGGGCCUGGAGGCCACCAACCUGCAGCAGUGGAGUCGGGGGCCUUGUGAAACACUAAGGCAUGUGGCUGGGGCUCUAGGGCCACCUACCCCCCCUUCCUGCCCAACCAGCCUCUCCUGGUCCCCAAGUGACUUGAGACCACAGGAGCGGUCUGUGGACACCCAGCCUGCCUCUGGACACCCGCCCCCCACGUCACUGCCCCUGCAUCCCCUCCUGUGGUUCUCCAGAUGGCCGUCCUCAGAUGUCCCUCUCUUCACAGCAUGGGCCUUCCGGGACAUCUUUUGGUGUCCAGCCUCAGCUUGUCUCGCUCCGCUCCAAGGUGAAGCCACACCAUGGAGAAUUUGGCCCCUGCCCUUCUCACCAGGACCUUCUGCCGCCAUCUGGACCAUGAGGCCACCGAGUUGGGCAGAGCUCACUUGAGGCCUGGACAGAUAGCGCCUUUCUUCGUGGCCUGUGGGUCCUAGAUCUGAGCCCCUCUGCAUCACCAGCUCACACCUUCAAUGAACUGGGUCCCAUCAGGACACAAGGUGGGGGAGUUCCCUUGUGGCUCAGUGGGUUAAGGAUCUGGCAUCACUGCUGUGGUACAGGUGUGGGUGUGGCCAGAAAAAAAGACACGAGGUGGGAGUUGGGGCUGCAUUCUCAGGGAUCAACAGAGGGCUGGGCCAGAUGGAUGGGGGUCUAAGCCUCUCCCAGGAUCGGACUUGGGGCGGCUCCUUAGAUAAGUGGCUUCCAGGACUGAAGAUUGUGCCAUUUCCUGAUGGGCCGAUGGCUAGGUUUCUACCUCAUCUUGGACACCUGGCUGCUGGCGCCGCAGCCCUCAUCCACGACGUGCUCCAGCGGGUCCUGACGGCCACCCAGAGGAAUGGGGGCAUCCUUGCGAUGUGUGAUGCUGGCACUGACAGAGCUGCGCACACAGCUCCAGACUCGGGGGGUGGGGGGGGGGGAGGAGAGCUCUGUAGUGUCGUCUCUUGCUUUCCUCCUGCCCUCAGGUACCAGAGCUGGCUCCUCUGAGGCCCCGGGAGCGCCCCUCUGUGCGCUGAGAUGAGGGACCAUGAGUGUGAUGCAGGUGCUGACCCCAAAGUCAGUCCCACAGCCCUCCAGGAUCACUGUCCUGCCCCAGCUCCUGUGCCUUUGUCACUGGAGUGUUUCUCCAAGGCUAAGUUGGGUGAACAGGCCCUGCAGAGAGUAGGGCUGUACAGUGACAUGUGACAACGCCCUUCCCAAUCACUCGUCCUCAUACUGGGCUGCUCGGUUCCAUGAAUGGGUAUUAUUUACUCCGAUGGAAGGGAAGGGGGAGCUCUGUGCACCUCCGACUCCUCUUGAUCUAGGUUAGCAGCCCCAAAUCCCUUAACAGUGAAUAAAGGCGCUACCUUGCUUUCCA
This is a messenger RNA of Phacochoerus africanus (Common warthog), 3701 nucleotides long. It is a transcript of the gene GPRC5C, whose product is annotated as G protein-coupled receptor class C group 5 member C. Gene Ontology annotation, biological process: G protein-coupled receptor signaling pathway. NCBI's taxonomy places the organism in Eukaryota, Metazoa, Chordata, Mammalia, Artiodactyla, Suidae. Gene Ontology annotation, molecular function: G protein-coupled receptor activity; protein kinase activator activity. Bases 905 to 2236 code for a protein of 443 amino acids. The transcript is spliced from 6 exons. Gene Ontology annotation, cellular component: signaling receptor complex; intracellular membrane-bounded organelle; extracellular exosome. The record is from RefSeq and is a predicted model, not a curated record.